Larimichthys crocea (large yellow croaker) is the source of this 1873-nucleotide messenger RNA. RefSeq names its product nuclear factor 7, brain. The record is from RefSeq and is a predicted model, not a curated record. Gene Ontology annotation, molecular function: zinc ion binding; protein binding. Bases 156 to 1613 code for a protein of 485 amino acids. Lineage: Eukaryota; Metazoa; Chordata; Actinopteri; Sciaenidae. The transcript has a single exon.
GUCGCUAUAGUGACAGAAAAUUAAAACCAAACCGAUGUGACUGAGAGAGGAAAAAACAGUAAAGAGAGACUUUUUUAAUCAUUUUAAUUUGCUUGCCAAAGUGUACGGACGUGUAACUUGUUUGGUGGCAGGAGGAGGGCGCUGUUACGCUGUCCAUGAAGUGGCUCACAUCCGGAAUAAGGCGGUGGCGAAGAAGAAGAAGGAGAGGGAAAACGAAAAUGGCGUUCAAAUGGUCUGCCCCAAGUAACGAGCUCUCCUGUCCGGUCUGCCAGGACACCUUCAAAGACCCCGUCCUUCUUCCCUGUAGCCACAGCUUCUGUCACACCUGUGUGUUGGAGUGGUGGAGACGGAAGCGAGGCCGUGAGUGUCCCGUGUGUAAGUCGGUGUCUUCGACCGACAGACCGGCGCGAAACCUGGUGUUGAAGAAUCUGUGUGAGGCGUUUCUCCUGGAGGUACAGUCAGGGGUUUUCUGCCACCAGCACUACGAAAAACUGAAGCUCUACUGCCUGGACCACCAGAGACCGGUCUGCGUGGUGUGCAGGGAGUCAAGUGAGCACCUACAUCAUCGUUUUAUACCCGUCGACGAGGCGGCGGAGGUGCGUAGGAAGGAGCUGAAGAAGAAAAUCAGGCCUCUUCAAGAGAAAGUGGAAGUCUUCAGAGAAGCGAAAGAAAACUGUGAGAGCACAGAGGAAGAGAUUGAGGCACAAGCUCGGGACACAGAGGAGAAGAUAAGGAAUGAGUUCAGCGCCCUGCGGAUGUUUCUGCAAACCGAAGAAGAGGCCAGGAUCCAUGAGCUGAAAGAAGAAGCGUCCCAUAAGAAGAUGGUGGUGAGAUCCAACAUUGAGCCGCUGAACAACCAGAUAGUCGCCAUGGAGGGAACCAUCCAUACCAUAGAAAGAGGGCUGAGAGUUGACGACACGUCCUUCCUGCUACAAGCCGACGCUUUGAAAUCAAGGGCUCAGCACCGACUGCCAGAAGACCCAAAGGACAUGACAGGAGCCAUGAUCGACGUUGGUAAAUAUUUGGGAAAUCUACGCUUCAAUGUCUGGUCCAAAAUGAAGGAUGAAGUGUCCUACAGCCCUGUAAUCCUGAACCCCAACACGGCCCACAGAGAGCUGCGUCUGUCUCAAGAUCUGACAGGUGUAUCGUGCGGGCCAAAAAUGUCUCCUCAUGAAUCCAUGCACAGCCAUUCGGAGAGGAUGGCUCAGCACCGCAGCGUCCUGGGUUGCGAAGGCUUCAGCUCAGGGAGUCACAGCUGGGAUGUGGACAUCGGAAAAAAUAAAGUAUGGGCACUUGGCGUGAUAGCAAAGGAUGCCCAAGGGAAGGCGAACCUACAGUCCGGGUUGUGGAUGUUGAGGUUUUGUGGCGGUAAAUUAACAGCCUUCUCCCCGUCCUGUCCAGCGUCUGUCCUCCCGCUGAAGGACUGGCUCCAGAGGGUCAGAGUGCACCUGGACUGGGACAAAGGAAAGCUGUCCUUCAUAGAUCCAGAUACCAACACAGUCAUACACACAUUCACGCACACAUUCACAGACAAGCUCUUUCCGUACAUGAACACCUGGAAUGACAUCCCACUGAAGAUACUACCCCUGAAAGCCUCUGUAACUGUGGGCUAACACGGCUGUCGAUGAAGAACAUUAAACUGAGUCACUCUGCUUGAACUUAAACAGUUACUCACUUUGUCACUUUCUGUAUUUUCCUUUUGUUAAGGUAGAAUCAACAGCUCAUACCUCGAUAAUCACUGUUGCAUUGAUACAGCUUAAUGCUUUAUUGUUCUUGCAUUUCUCUACCACACUGCUGGAGUGCCUUAUUUGUUAUUAGAUUUCAAUAUAUAUAUAUAUUUCAUAUAUGUAUACAUAUGUUCAUAUAAAAAAAA